Molecule: messenger RNA, 1048 nt
Organism: Centruroides sculpturatus (bark scorpion)
Lineage: Eukaryota; Metazoa; Arthropoda; Arachnida; Scorpiones; Buthidae
Product: GTPase-activating protein and VPS9 domain-containing protein 1-like
Exons: 1
Coding region: 29-1048 (339 amino acids)
Biological process (GO): regulation of actin cytoskeleton organization; regulation of GTPase activity
Cellular component (GO): cytoplasm
Molecular function (GO): GTPase activator activity
Source: RefSeq, a predicted model, not a curated record
UUCAUUUCAGUUUUUUAAAUUUUAGGUGAUGAAAACUGUCGAACACCUUUAUCAUCUUUCGUGGAUAGCUAAACAACAAAGAAUAAAUUUGGAGAAUCUAAUACUUUCUAGAGUUGAUUCUCAUCCAGCAGCAUGUUGCCAAUAUGCUAAUGCAUUAGAAAGAGUUAACUUUAUAGAUUCUUACAAAACUCUAGGAAAUCAAGAUGGUGCUUACUCGGAAUUUUUGCAACAGUUUCGAGAAGAUCCAAAAUUAAUAGCGAUGUGUUUGUCUAUAGGGGAAAAAAUAAAUAUAGAACAAAUGCAGAAUAUAGUUCAUAUAAUAAUGUCUGCUAUUUAUGGAAAUAACAUUAUUCCUGAAGAUGAAAUUUAUGUUUUGAGAUUAUUGAAAGAGUUAAUGGCUUUACAACUUGCAACUAGCGAAAAUCCUCGGAGAUUACUAAGACAUGGUUCCUGUGCAUUCAGUCGUGUUUAUAAAACAUUUAGUGAGAGUCUGUUUUCUGCCAAACUGUUUCUUACUGGAGCUUUACAUGAACCGAUAAUGCACUUGCUGAUGGAAGACGAUUUGUUUUUAGAUAUCGACCCUGAUAAAGCAGUAGUGAGAUUUCCACCUCAAGAAAGACUUCGUCAUUUUGGAAAAGAAGGAACUCAGGAAUAUUUGGCUAAUUUGCAAAGAUAUCGAAGCUGGACUAUUGAUAAAUUAGUGAAGUUGACAAAAAACUUUAUUGAAGGUAUUCAGAAUAAUAUGUAUUGUUUCCCACAGUCGCUAUCAUGGCUAGUUAGACAGAUGUUUAAUCUUGUUAUGAAAGCUAAAAAAGUUGAAGUUAGAGAAGUAGGUGCUAUGUGUGCUGAUUUAAUAUUUGCAUUUUUCAUUUGUCCUGCAAUUGUUACUCCAGAACCGUAUGGUAUAACUGAUGCUCCGAUAAGUCAUAUUGCCAGAUUUAAUUUAAUGCAAGUGGCCCAGAUUUUACAAGUACUUGCUAUGAGUAAAUGGGAAGAAAUUGAUUUAAAAUUAAUGGAUUUAUAUGGAAAAUUUGAAAAGGUGAGAUAG